UGCUGGCAUUAGUUAUAGUGCCUGUGAUAUCUGUGGUUGUGCGUAAGUUUGGGCGUUUUCUUCGGGAACUUUCCCAUAAGACUCAGGCUGCAGCUGCUGUAGCUGCUUCAAUAGCUGAGGAAAGUUUUGGAGCUAUACGCACCGUACGGUCUUUCGCUCAGGAGGAAUAUGAAAUUUCUCGCUAUUCAGCUAAAGUGGAUGAGACCUUGAAGCUCGGUCUCAAGCAAGCCAAAGUUGUUGGUCUCUUUUCUGGUGGAAUGAAUGCAGCAUCCACGUUGUCGGUCGCCAUUGUAGUACUCUAUGGAGCCAACCUCACCAUCAAGGGAUCCAUGACAACUGGGGAGUUGACUUCUUUCAUCCUUUACAGCCUUACAGUUGGUUCGUCAGUCUCGUCCCUAUCGGGAUUGUAUACGACAAUGAUGAAAGCUGCAGGUGCGAGCCGGAGAGUUUUUCAGCUUCUCGAUCGGGCCUCAACUAUGCCGAAAUCUGGCGAUAAAUGUCCCGCUAGUGAAAAAGAUAGUGAAGUGGAACUCAAUGAUGUCUGGUUCGCAUAUCCUUCACGUCCCAGUCAUAUGGUAUUGAAGGGCAUUACUUUGAAGUUGAUGUCUGGAUCAAAGAUUGCUCUUGUCGGACCAAGUGGCGGUGGAAAGACUACUAUAGCAAGCUUGAUUGAGCGUUUUUAUGACCCCAUUAGGGGUAAAAUUCUAUUGAAUGGAGUCCCUCUAGAGGAAAUAUCGCAUCGUUAUCUUCACAGACAGGUGAGCAUAGUGAGCCAGGAGCCUGUCCUCUUCAACUGCUCAAUAGAAGAAAAUAUUGCUUAUGGCUUAGAUGGAAAAGCGAGCAGCACAGACAUAGAAAAUGCAUCUAAAAUGGCAAAUGCGCAUGAAUUUAUCUCCAAAUUCCCCGAACAAUACAAAACAUUUGUUGGUGAAAGAGGGAUCAGACUUUCCGGAGGCCAGAAGCAGAGGAUAGCUAUCGCGAGGGCUCUACUGAUGAACCCGCGAGUUCUUCUCCUAGAUGAGGCUACGAGCGCUCUCGACGCCGAGAGCGAAUAUCUUGUUCAGGAUGCUAUGGAUUCCUUAAUGGAGGGAAGAACGGUGCUCGUGAUAGCGCAUCGGCUGUCAACGGUUAAGAGUGCCGACGUCGUUGCAGUCGUGUCGGACGGACAGAUAGCGGAAAGUGGGACUCAUGAUGAGUUACUAAGCCAGAAUGGGAUCUACAAUGCACUUGUAAAGAGGCAGCUACAAGCAGCCAAAGUUGAAAUUUAGAUUUAUGCUUCUCCUGGGCAGUACAUGCAAAAAAGCAGCAAUUAUUUUUCUGCUGAUUCUUAAAGGCUGAGAACUGCUUAAAGGCUGAGAACUGGUUUAGAUGACUUAUUGGAGAAGACAUAAUGGAUCUGAAAGCCCAAAUGGGAGAUGGCAAUUUUUUUUGGGUUAGACUAAUUUUUUUUAUCAAAUAUAGUGAGUUUUAUGAUUAUCAAAUUUAUUUAUGAUUGAUUAGUCAUUUAUUGUAUUUAUGUUUAAAAGGAUUUGAUGGUUUAAGAGCUUUUGGUGAGAUUAAAUUUGGAUCAGAUAUCUGAUCAAGAUGAGGAGCUGUGAACCUUGAAUUGUAAAUUAGUUUGUUUCUGAGGAAGCAAUGUUAGCCUGCUGUUAUGGGUUAGGGUUGUGAAACACAUAUCAUGUCAUAAAAAAU
Phalaenopsis equestris is the source of this 1692-nucleotide messenger RNA. Its product is annotated as ABC transporter B family member 25. Lineage: Eukaryota; Viridiplantae; Streptophyta; Magnoliopsida; Asparagales; Orchidaceae. Gene Ontology annotation, molecular function: ATP hydrolysis activity; ATP binding; ABC-type oligopeptide transporter activity. Gene Ontology annotation, biological process: transmembrane transport. Gene Ontology annotation, cellular component: membrane. The record is from RefSeq and is a predicted model, not a curated record.